GACGUCCUCCUCCCGAUCCAUCUGUCACUCCGUUUACAGUACAACUGUCGUGUCAAUUGUCAACGUAGAUGUAGCUUUCCAACUGCUUUCACUGCAACGAGUCUGGGACAGUUAAUCUGUGCUUUUUCUCUACAAAUGAGACUGGUCUUCACAUCUCCAGGAUCCGUGCGGUAUUCGAUCUUGUCAUGAUCAUCGUUUCUAAGCAUCGCACCAUCCUCGCGUCCGAAUUGACUUGACAGUGUUCUUGGUAUCUUGGCCGGUAAAUUUCCCUGCAGUACCGGUAUUGUGCCUUGACGAUUGUGGACAACAAUAAGCUCCGUUUCAAUAUGUAAUUCCAAUGAUCGACGGACAAGGGGGAGCGAACACUUUCGCCAGGAUAUUACAGCAUUUACAUGUGCUUAGUUAGGCCACGAUGCAUCGUGUUGCAUCCAUUCGGCUAUGAAGGGAAAAGUGCCUAUCGACUAAGAUGCUGCACGCUCAAAGCAUACAGUCACGGCACCACUGUUCGCGCAUAAAAUAAGCUACAAUACGGAGCUCAUGAUCUGCAAGCAUGUCUAUACAUCAACAUUAUUCACUUCACCUACGUGCACAUAAUCCAAAUUCGGAUACUCUUCGGUAACGUGAAAGGUCAUAUCCCGGCCCACCCUGUCAGCUGCCUAAUUCAACGCAUUGGUUGGUCUUCGCUUUGCACCGUAGAGAGCGAACCAUCGCAUACAAUGACCUACCCUUACGGCCCGUUCUCAAAUUGUUGUAAUCCGAUAUAAACUCGCGCAAAACCAAUGUAGGCGAAGAGGACCCAUCAUGGCUCUCCUAAGCUUGCUGUUCGCUUUUUUGACGACCCUCCUACCUUUCAUUCGGGCCCAGAAUGUUAUAGUUCCUGGUGCGACGUGGACUGAUACUAGUGGGAACGUCAUACAGGCGCAUGGUGCAGGUAUUCUGAAAGUCGGAAGUACGUUCUACUGGUUCGGAGAAGACAAGUCACACAACAGUGCAUUGUUCAAGGCCGUCUCUUGCUAUUCUUCUACUGACCUUGUGAACUGGUCUCGUCAAAAUGAUGCCUUGUCACCUAUCUCGGGUACCAAUAUCUCGACCAAUAACAUUGUAGAGCGCCCCAAGGUGAUCUUCAAUCAGAAGAACUCGGAAUACGUGAUGUGGUUCCACUCGGAUUCUUCAAACUACGGCGCAGCUAUGGUCGGUGUUGCGACUGCCAGAUCGCCUUGCGGGCCUUACGCCUACAGAUCGAGCUUCAAACCUUUCGGCGCCGACUCUCGCGACGAGGGGCUCUUCCAAGAUGACGACAGUGCACAGACUGCAUAUUUACUUUACGCCUCGGACAACAAUCAGAACUUCAAGAUCUCCAGGUUGGAUGCUGACUACUACAAUGUUGUCACACAAGCAAGCGUCCUCAGCGGAUCCACGCUCGAGUCUCCCGGGAUUGUUAAGCACAACUCGGAAUACUUCCUGAUUGCAUCACAUACAAGUGGUUGGGCGCCAAACCCUAACAAGUUCUUCUCCGCAUCGUCUCUUUCCGGUCCCUGGAGUUCACAGGCGGACAUAGCUCCACAAGCUGUACGGACGUACUUCUCACAGAACGCCUAUGACCUUCCUUUGGGCUCAAACGCCAUUUACAUGGGCGAUCGUUGGCGACCCAGUUUGCUCGGCAGCAGUCGAUACAUGUGGUAUCCCCUCGAUUUCUCAAGCGGGAGUCCCACCUUGGUUCAUGCAGACGUCUGGAGCGUGAACAUACAAGCAGGAACGUACUCAGUCGCAAGCGGUACCACUUAUGAAGCAGAGAACGGGAGUCUGGGUGGUUCGGCGACCUUGGCUUCUGAUGGUUCAUUCUCGGGUGGACGUGCAGUUGGGUUUCUCGGUGGGUUCGUUUCAUUCGACGGGAGAACACACCUAAAACAUUUCAUCCUAGGGAAUGGUGGCACCGUAACGAUCAACAACGUUCAAAGCAACGGUGGAGCCCACUGGGUGGCUCUUUACUACGCCAAUGGAGACUCGACCUGGAGAAAUGUCACCGUGAGCGUGAACGGUGGUUCAACAACAUUGGUUGACCAACCCGAUACUGGCGGAGGACAUGUUAUCCUCAGCGUUCCAGUGAAGUUGAAUCUGAACAAUGGCGCCAACUCGAUUACGUUUGGCAGUGGUCAAACGAGUAAGUCUUGUGGCAAGUUUCUGCACCACAUUGUAACUUGCAAGCUAACAUCGUUCCAAGACUAUGCAGCUGAUUUGGAUAAGAUCAUCGUUUAUUAACAGAAUGACGCGUGCAGAAGGGUUUGGUGUCCAUCUGAUGUUCUGUCAACUUCUGUGAGAAUAGUGCCUUGUGAAUGCCACUCUUGAUAUGAUCCCGUAUUCGCAGCGUCGGAAAUAUUUGCAACAUGGGCACUCCAUUAUUGAUAUGUCAUUCACUCGGGGUCACGCCGGUAGAUUAGGCUCUUCACAGACACCGAAUAGCUGCGAAAGUGCGCAGCGGACGAGUCAACGCGAUCCGGUAUUAUUACUGUCGUAUACAGUUGUGCUGAUCAUAUGAGCGCCAGAUUUAUGUAUAACUGGCAGUUGGCCUUUCAUUGUCGGAAAGACUUCGAAGAAGCACAGGGUAGUCCACAAAGCCGGGCGAAGAUCCCAGGGGCUGCUGAGAAUGGGGCGUUAGAAGCCUUUCGCUUGGAGCCAGUCCACGAUGUUCUGCCUCCAUCGUCCGCCUUGGAUGUAGAGAUGCCGUGAGCGGCGAGUUUCAAUUUUGAGCCUCUCCGCCUCAGGUGAUCCAGCGGGGAAGAGAUCGCGUUGGAGGUCUUGGACAAGGGACUGUAACGCAAUGAGAUGAUCAAUCAGACAGGGCAGUUAUCAUCUCAGUUGUAACACAUACAUUGAUAUCGCCUGCGACGUUGCGGAUAAGGAGAAUAUACUUCGUGUUGCGAAUAUCG
Messenger RNA from Somion occarium, 2927 nucleotides. NCBI's taxonomy places the organism in Eukaryota, Fungi, Basidiomycota, Agaricomycetes, Polyporales, Cerrenaceae. The record is from the annotation of a GenBank genome assembly.